CUCAGGAUGCACUCAAAAUUUAAUCCGCUUCUUCCAAACGAAUAAAAAUCCUCCAAUUUUUUGAAAACCAGUAAAAAAUGAAAACUUUCGCCAUCCUCGCUGUCUGCAUUGCUGUCGCCUUUGCGGGCGUCGUCAACCAUCAAAAUUGUGGUGGUGACGGACAAGUCGUCCAAAUUAGGAUAAGCGAUUGCGAAGGGUCAAUCGCAGAAAUGAUUCCGGGCGUUGAAUACCUCUGCGAAGGCGACAUCAUCCCCGCCAACGCGUCGGAUGCGCUCCAUCUCACCGUGACGGUGCGCUACCAGGGCAUCGAUAUUCCCGUGAUUGACGCCGUCGUGCCCAACUCGACCGUGCUUCCGGACGUGCAGUACACGCUGGCCUGGUCCGUCACCCCAGGCGCGGUCCCCAUCGGGAACACGGUCCAAAUCACGUCCGCCGUCUCGGACGAGGCGUCAGGUGUGCUCGCCAUGUGUGCGACAAUCAUGGCGAAAAUUAUUGCUCCCGAAGAAACCACGACAAUGUCUGGGUCUGAACCGACGAUAUCUGCUGCGUACUAAAAUUGUUUGGGUAAUAUUCAUGAAAUUAAUUGUUUCCUGGUUUUAGGAAUUGGCAUAAUUAAUUGUUUUAAAUUAAUUUUGUAACAUCGAGAUGAACUGGGUGAAUAAAUUAUUUCAUAUUGUAA
This is a messenger RNA of Folsomia candida, 679 nucleotides long. RefSeq lists its product as uncharacterized. The transcript has 2 exons. Bases 78 to 554 code for a protein of 158 amino acids. The record is from RefSeq and is a predicted model, not a curated record. NCBI's taxonomy places the organism in Eukaryota, Metazoa, Arthropoda, Collembola, Entomobryomorpha, Isotomidae.